Messenger RNA from Phragmites australis (common reed), 960 nucleotides. RefSeq lists its product as uncharacterized. Bases 305 to 703 code for a protein of 132 amino acids. Gene Ontology annotation, biological process: intracellular protein transport; endoplasmic reticulum to Golgi vesicle-mediated transport. Gene Ontology annotation, cellular component: endoplasmic reticulum; endoplasmic reticulum membrane. The record is from RefSeq and is a predicted model, not a curated record. Lineage: Eukaryota; Viridiplantae; Streptophyta; Magnoliopsida; Poales; Poaceae. The transcript has a single exon.
CCCAUUCGCCCCUUCCCGCAGACCCGUACACCAUGACUCAGCCGUCGGUUCCUCGAACGUGUCGUCCAUCCAAAUCUACCCGAACUGCCUACACCGCGUGCACAAGAACCUCUCAUAAGCCCUCCCUUCCCUCAACAACCUCAUUCCAUAGACCAAUUCCACCCAAAAACUCACCGAUCCACCGCCCUCCUCUCCGCUCCCCUCGCUAAAGGCGAAAUCCCACAACGCAUCGCACACGCCCGCUUGAUCCCCAUCUCCCAAAUCCCUCUCCCCUCCCAAAUCGAAAUCCAGGCUCGAUCCAGCGAUGGCGCUGGAGUGGGUGGUGCUGGGCUACGCGGCGGGCGCGGAGGCGAUCAUGCUGCUGCUGCUGACGCUCCCCGGCCUCGACGGGUUGCGCCGGGGCAUGAUCUCGGUAGUGCGGAGCGCGCUGAGGCCGAUGAUGUCGGUGGUGCCCUUCUGCCUGUUCCUGCUCAUGGACAUCUACUGGAAGUACGAGACGCAGCCCACCUGCGACGACGAGCACUCCUGCACCCCCUCUGAGCACCUCCGCCAUCAGAAGUCCAUCAUGAAGUCGCAGCGCAACGCGCUCCUCAUCGCCGCCGCGCUGCUGCUCUACUGGAUCCUCUUCUCCGUCACCCACCUCGUCGUCAGGCUCGACCAGCUGCAGCAGCGCGUCGACAAGCUCAAGAAGAGGGACGACUGAUCUGUUCUGGUGUCGCAUCCAUUGCGUCGCAUCCCGUCCAGUGGUCUCUUUUUUCUUCUCCUUAUCUGUUUAUGUUCCGAGAGGGCACAGGCUAUCAUGCAUUCAUGCUUGCUAUCGGCUCCUGGUUUUCUUUUUGUAAUUUGAAUGCUUGAGAUUUCGAUCGAAACUUGAGAGCUGGUGGUAGUAUCUGGUUCAGAUCUAAUCCGCGUAAUUCUCUACUUUAUGAUAUUAAAAUUAGAACAAUGCUCUUGGAAAGA